Messenger RNA from Herpailurus yagouaroundi (jaguarundi), 1608 nucleotides. RefSeq names its product prostaglandin D2 receptor (gene PTGDR). Gene Ontology annotation, cellular component: plasma membrane. Gene Ontology annotation, biological process: G protein-coupled receptor signaling pathway; positive regulation of cytosolic calcium ion concentration; inflammatory response. Bases 113 to 1189 code for a protein of 358 amino acids. NCBI's taxonomy places the organism in Eukaryota, Metazoa, Chordata, Mammalia, Carnivora, Felidae. The record is from RefSeq and is a predicted model, not a curated record. Gene Ontology annotation, molecular function: prostaglandin D receptor activity. The transcript has 2 exons.
AGCCUGUUGGUCGGGGCCGCGCGCGCGCGCGCGGAGCCGCCGGGGGUUCCCGCCCGCGGACACCUGGGCCCUGGCCGUGCCGCAGCCCCGCCUGCCCGCCGCGCCACCAGCCAUGCGGCAGCCGCUCUACCGCUGCUACAACAUCACCUCCGUGGAGAAGGGCUACUCGGCGACCAUGGGCGGGGUGCUUUUCAGCGCGGGCCUCCUGGGCAACCUGCUGGCGCUGGGGCUGCUGGCUCGCUCGGGGCUGGGGUCUUGCCCGCGGCGCACGCCGCCCUCGGUCUUCUACGUGCUGGUGUGCGGCCUGACGGUCACAGACUUGCUGGGCAAAUGCCUCGUGAGCCCCUUCGUGCUGGCCGCCUACGCGCAGAACCGGAGCCUGUGGGGACUGGCGCCCGCGUCGGACAGCUCGCUGUGCCAAACCUUCGCCUUUUUCAUGUCUUUCUUUGGGCUCGCCUCCACGCUGCAGCUCCUGGCCAUGGCCCUGGAGUGCUGGCUCUCCCUGGGGCACCCCUUCUUCUACCGACGGCACAUCACCCUGCGCCGCGGCGCGCUGGUGGCGCCCGUCGUGGGCGCCUUCUGCCUGGCCUUCUGCGCGCUGCCCUUCGCGGGCAUCGGGAAGUUCGUGCAGUACUGCCCCGGCACCUGGUGCUUCAUCCAGAUGGUGCACGAGGAGCGCUCGCCGUCGGUGCUGCGCUACUCAGUGCUCUACGCCAGCCUUAUGGCCCUGCUGGUCCUCGCCAUCGUGCUGUGCAACCUGAGCGCCAUGCGCAACCUCUACGAGAUGCACCGGCGGCUGCGGCGGCGCCCGCGCUCCGGCACCAGGGACCGCGCGGAGCCGGGCGCGGGCGAGAAGGAGGCGGCUGUGAAGCCCCUGGAGGAACUGGACCACCUGCUGUUGCUGGCCCUCAUGACGGUGCUCUUCACUCUGUGCUCCCUGCCUUUAAUAUAUCGUGCUUACUAUGGAGCAUUUAAAGCGGUCAAUGAGGAAAAUGGCACCUUGGAAGAAAUGGAAGACCUCCGAGCCUUGCGUUUUCUAUCUGUAAUCUCCAUUGUGGACCCUUGGAUUUUCAUAAUUUUCAGAACACCGGUAUUUCGGAUGUCUUUUCACAAGAUUUUCAUAAGGCCUCUUAUGUACAGAAAUUGGUAUAGCAAUUCCUGCCGAACUAACAUGGAGUCCAGUCUGUGACAGUGUUUUACCAUCCAGUCUCUGGUAAGCUGAGGAAUAUGUCACAUCUUCUAUCAAAGAACCAUGAUUUAAAAAAAAAAAAAAAUUUACAAUUUAAAAGCUAUCUCCCAUAACAAAACAUCUAAAUGUGUUUUCAGAAGUAUUUGAUAACAUCUUUAACAAUCUGUGGUCACUCUAGUCAUGAACCAGUUCAGUCGAUUUUUUCAUCUUGAGUUAUGAACAGCAACUACAAUUUCAUGUAGUGUAACCAACGUUAACAGUCUUCAAGCGAGGAUAUUAAUUGUUCCAACAUUUGGGCGUGGCGUCCCUAAUGUUUUAGAGAGAAUAAUGACACUUCUGGGUGUUUAUUUGGAUUCCGGUAGAAGCACCAUUAUUUACAAUUAUGUGAUGUGUGUUCUUAAAAUUUCUUAUCCUAUUCA